AUGAUGCAAAGCCCCAAGCAAGGUGUGCAAGCAGUUACUCAACCCUCACAUCAAGGUCUUUACAUGCCUAACCCUUACUCUUUGCCACAAUCACCUUGUAAUUCACCGGGACCUCAAAGCAUAGCUAUGGUUGCUUGUUGUGCUAUUUAUGGAGAAAACCAUGCCUCCCAAUCGUGUCAAUUGUUGGAUCCAAGUGGCCAAGGCUCAUCUUCAAAUAUGGAACAAGUUGAUGCAAUCGGGUAUACUAGGCCCCAAUGCCAAGGUUUUCAAAGUUAUGGUCAACAACCACGGAAUCAAUAUGGUACUUCAUGGAACAACCAAGGAAGAAACCUAACCCCGGGCUUUCAAGGGAACCAAGGAAAUAGGAGUGGUAAUCAAGGAAACCAAUCAUGGAGAGGUAACCAAAAUCAAGGCCAAUGGAACAAUCAAAGUGGUCAAGGGUAUGGAAACAAUCAAAACCACCAAGGGAUAUCUCAAGCAACACAAGAUCCGAAUAUGAAAACCUCCAUGAGCAUGAUAAUGAAUCAAAUGAGCAAGUUGCAAACCGAAGUGGAAGGUCUUCGAGCUCAACAACAAGGUGGAGGUACCCAAGGUUCUAACCAAGCCUCUUCUUCUUCUGGUGGUAAACUACCGGCCAAUACCGAAAAUUCAAGGAAUCAUGUGAAUGCCAUAACCACUAGAAGUGGGAAAGCCUUGAAAGAUCCACCUUACCCAGGGCCGUUUCAGUCAAAAUGGGGUCCUGAAGUUGAGAAAAAUGAAAGUGACCAAGGGAAAGGAGAAGUGGAAGUAGAAAACAUUCUUGAAAGUAACAAUGAGGAGGAGCAUCUUAUUCAAAGAGACAAGGCAAAAGAAAAUGCUCCAAUAGAUUGUGGAGAUCAAAGGAGAUUGGGAGAGAGAACAAGUUCAGAGAUAUCAAUGCCUUUUGUGGAUGCAGUGACUCAAAUUCCUUCAUACAAGAAGUUCUUAAAGGAUAUUCUGAUUCUCCAACAUAAAUUGCCUCCUAAGUUGAAAGAUCUAGGUAGCUUCACCAUUCUUUGUAUCAUUGGUGGCUUUGUGGUGGGUAGUGUUUUGUGUGAUCUUGGAGCCAAUGUUAGCCUUAUGCCAUACUCCCUUUGCAAGAGGCUCAACCUUGGUGAGCCCAAGCCUACCACAAUGACUCUCCAUAUGGCUGAUCGCUCUGUUAAGCACCCGGUGGGAGUUCUUGAAGAUAUCCCGGUCAUGAUUGACCAAUAUUUUAUUCCUGGAGACUUCGUGAUCCUAGAUAUAGAGGAAGAUACCAAGGUCCCCAUUAUCCUUGGUAGGCCUUUCCUAGCUACCGCCAGAGCCAUAAUUGAUGUGAAAAGAGGAAAGCUAGUGAUGGAGGUGACCGAGCAUAAAAUCGAGUUUGACAUCUUCAAAAUGGCCAAGCACUAA
Messenger RNA from Ipomoea triloba (trilobed morning glory), 1413 nucleotides. RefSeq lists its product as uncharacterized. Bases 1 to 1413 code for a protein of 470 amino acids. Lineage: Eukaryota; Viridiplantae; Streptophyta; Magnoliopsida; Solanales; Convolvulaceae. The transcript is spliced from 4 exons. The record is from RefSeq and is a predicted model, not a curated record.